UUCUUCACUUAUUAUAUUUAUCAAUGUUUUAACAGCGUGCACUUCAAGAUUCACGUGCCCGAAAUAAUAAAACAUCACAUUCAUACGAAAACUGUGUUCAUACACAUUCACAAACCGGAUAUUUCGACGGCACCGAAGAAGUCCAAGCCCAAGGAAGAACCAAAGAAGAAGAAGACCCACAAGGAAAUACAUCACGAAGAUUGGAGUUCCUGGAGCACUUACGGCUAUUAUGACGAUCACGACGAUAAAUCGGACGGUGAUUUCAAGAAUCAAGAGGAUGAUGUCCACAAAGAGGUGACUCAUAAGAAUAACAAUCCCUUCGCUCAGUAUCACGGGGAUUCUUACAUGCCCCCGCACUACGACAAACCUGAUUAUCUGAAAGAACAGCACGACGACAACAUGGGCUACUCGUAUCCGCCGCAGUACGAAGUGAAGGAGGACGUCAAGGAAAUAGAUAACAACGACAUCGAGCCCUACAUGCACACAUAUGAGGAAGGUUAUCAUAAGGGAGGCGAGUCCGUUAUGGGACACACUUAUUCGGGUGAUGUGACGAAAUUCUACGAGGACAAACACGAGAAAGGCGAACACGACAAGGGCGAACACUCGGCUGAACGGUAUCAUAAUGAGUCGGGGGAGAAAACCCAUGCAGGUCGUUACUUCGUCGAUGACUCCGAAUACCAGCAAAAUAAAAAAACGGUGAAGCGUAUGCGUCCUAAGAUUUUUGUGCAAUCAUGAAGCAAUGGAGGAUCAUGAAUACAGAGACGUGCCAAUGAUAGAUGUUAAUAAAAUUCCCAUUCCUCAGUGAGGAGUAUUGGGAAAUAAAAAGGUAGAAAAUUUAACGAUAUUAAUAAAACAAUUUUACCGAAAAAAUUAUAAGUUCUUUGAUUUUAAUCAUCAUAAUGGCAUUCAAUAUCCAUAAAAAUGAGCAACAAAAAUUUACAGAUAAAAAUUAAUAUGUAUUAAUAAAAAAAUUAUGCGUUACUUUUAUGAGAUAAAUAAUUAUAAUGGUUAUUAAACUAAGAUAUACGUACACAUAU
Molecule: messenger RNA, 1037 nt
Organism: Monomorium pharaonis (pharaoh ant)
Lineage: Eukaryota; Metazoa; Arthropoda; Insecta; Hymenoptera; Formicidae
Exons: 1
Source: RefSeq, a predicted model, not a curated record